AUGCCUCUCCAUAAAGAUAGUCUUUAUUCUAAAUAUUUUUAUCCUGUUACAUUUGCCAUCCUUGGAGGUGGUACCCCUGCUUUAAGUAAUUAUGUUAUUAGAAGACCAUUUUAUUCUGGGAUUCAAAGACACUUCAUUGGUGCAGCUCUUGGAUAUGCUGUUGGUUAUUAUAUAGACCGAUACCUUCAGAACCGGUAUGCCCAGCGUGAUGCUGUUAUAAAGCACUACAUUGAACUUCAUCCUGAAGAUUUUGUUGAAAACAAGAGAAAAUAUAAAGAAAUUUUUGAAGAGUGGUAUCCUAUUCGUGGUGCCUCUUAA
This is a messenger RNA of Argiope bruennichi, 318 nucleotides long. RefSeq names its product NADH dehydrogenase [ubiquinone] 1 subunit C2-like (gene ND-B14.5B). The record is from RefSeq and is a predicted model, not a curated record. Lineage: Eukaryota; Metazoa; Arthropoda; Arachnida; Araneae; Araneidae. Gene Ontology annotation, biological process: mitochondrial electron transport, NADH to ubiquinone. The coding region runs from base 1 to 318 and encodes 105 amino acids. Gene Ontology annotation, cellular component: mitochondrial inner membrane. The transcript has a single exon.